AUGGCGGCGGCUCUAUGCAAACAAUGGUGCAGUAAAUACAUCAACGAUCCUUAUAACCUCGCAACCAUUGAUCACACUAUUCGAGCAGCCGUCGAGGAACCCGUUUUUAUCAUGUUUCACCUUCUCAACAACGGGGAUCAAUAUUCCAACAACCUAUGCACACUCAGUUUUUCGGAUAGUACCAUCAGUGAUAAUUCAACUUCUAUCAAGGUGAGUAGAAACCGGAAGAUUAUGGAGUUCGAGUGUAAGAGAAAACGGACCUCUUCGUUUUUUGCAAAUAAUGAUAUAAUUCUAGGUUCGUGCAAUGAGCUACUAUACGCAUCGCGACAACAUGUACAUGAAAAUCGGGCAAAGUUUAGUUUGGUUGUUAUUCAUCCGUUACGUAAAGAAUGUUAUGAGUUGCCUCCUAACGAUAUUUGGUUAUAUAAGUCAGGUAUUAUCGAACAAGAGUCAUGUGGGCUCGGUUUUGAUGAUUAUACAAAUACUUAUAAGAUGGUGUGUGUUGUGUUACAAGGUUAUGUUAGUUGUUCCGAAUUUUAUAACGUAAGCGAAAAUCUAUGCACCAUGGUGCACGUUUUGGGGACGGAUGAUUCAUGGCGAAGGAUAUCUCAAGUUCCAUGUUAUCCUGUGAGAGGGGAAGGUAUAUUUGCGAACGGUUGUUUGCAUUGGCUAGUCAGUUGUCUGGAUUACUCGCCGAAUAAUGAAUUAGGAAGAAAAGUAAUAUUUUUCGACAUUAGGAUAGAGGAAUUUGGGUUGAUUGGUGCUCCUAGACGAACAUGUUAUAAUUGGGUCGAUGAGCAUUUGGUUGAUUUAAAUGAUCGAGUUGGGUUUGUGUACCACGAUUUCGCUGAGGAGAAAAUUGGGGUUUUGGUAUUGAAUAAGGAGAAAGAUGAAUGGGAGAUGUAUUGUUGUUUCGAUAAAAGACCGCCUCUUAUUUAUAAUCGAUUUAUAAAGGUUUUAGGCUUUUGGAACAAAAGCGGAGACAUUGUUAUGACUAACCAUGAUCGGAAUCGGUUGUUUGUUUACGGUGUGAAAGAUGAGUCUUUGUAUGAAGUCGGUGUAUAUGAUGAUGAAUUUGAUCAAGAUAUCCGAAUGUACCGGCCAUCAGAGUAA
This is a messenger RNA of Erigeron canadensis, 1113 nucleotides long. RefSeq lists its product as uncharacterized. Lineage: Eukaryota; Viridiplantae; Streptophyta; Magnoliopsida; Asterales; Asteraceae. The record is from RefSeq and is a predicted model, not a curated record. The transcript has a single exon. Bases 1 to 1113 code for a protein of 370 amino acids.